This is a messenger RNA of Sorex araneus (European shrew), 1191 nucleotides long. RefSeq names its product motilin receptor (gene MLNR). The coding region runs from base 1 to 1191 and encodes 396 amino acids. The record is from RefSeq and is a predicted model, not a curated record. Lineage: Eukaryota; Metazoa; Chordata; Mammalia; Eulipotyphla; Soricidae. Gene Ontology annotation, cellular component: plasma membrane. Gene Ontology annotation, biological process: G protein-coupled receptor signaling pathway. Gene Ontology annotation, molecular function: G protein-coupled peptide receptor activity. The transcript has 2 exons.
AUGGGCAGCCCCUGGAACCGCAGCGCGGGCGUCGAGGGCGCGGGCGCGCUGCCGUGCGACGAGCGCCGCUGCUCUGCCUUCCCGCUGCGGGCGCUGGUGCCCGCCACCGCCGUGUGCCUGGGCCUGUUCGCCGUCGGGGUGGGCGGCAACGCGCUGACGGCGCUGCUGGCCUGGCGCGCGCGGAGGGCGCGCGGCACCACCGACCUGUACCUGGGCAGCCUGGCGGGCGCCGACCUGCUGGUGCUGCUCGGGCUGCCGUUCGACCUGUACCGCCUGUGGCGCUCGCGGCCCUGGGUGUUCGGCUCGCUGCUGUGCCGCCUGUCGCUGUCGCUGGGCGAGGGCGGCACCUACGCGUCUCUGCUGCACGUGACGGCGCUGGGCGCCGAGCGCUACCUGGCCGUGUGCCGCCCGCUGCGGGCGCGCGUGCUGGUCACCAGACGGCGCGUCCGCGGGCUGCUGGCCGCGCUCUGGGCCGUGGCGCUGCUCUCGGCCGCGCCCUUCUUCUUCCUGGUGGGCGUGCAGCGGGACCCCAGCGCCGCCCCGAACGGCACGGCCGCGCCGCCGUCGGGGCUGGAGGCGGCGGCACUGUUCAGCCGCGAGUGCCGGCCAAGCCCAGCGCUGGAGGGCGCCCUGCGCGUCGUGCUCUGGGUCACCACCGCCUACUUCGUGCUGCCCUUCCUGGGCCUCAGCGUCCUCUACGGGCUCGUCUCACGCCAGCUGUGGCGGAGCCGGGGCCCGCCGGGACGCCCCGCGGCCUCGGGGCGGGAGCGGGGCCACCGGCGCGUCAUCCGCGUCCUAGUGGUGGUGGUUCUGACAUUUGUCGCUUGCUGGUUGCCUUUCCAUGUGGGCAGAAUCAUCUACAUCAACUCGACAGACACCCGGAUGAUGUACUUCUCACAGUACUUCAAUAUCGUUGCUUUGCAACUUUUCUAUCUGAGCGCCUCCAUCAACCCCAUCCUCUACAGCCUCCUCUCUAAGAAGUACAGAGCCGCCGCCCGGAAGCUGCUGAGGGUAGGGGGCUGCCGGCGCAGAGGUCUCUGCAGCGGUGGGUCCAGCAUGGGGGACAGGGACAGAGCAGACACUGCGAGCCACACAGAGACCGGCUCUAACAGGAAGACAUCUGCCACUGGCACAGCCCUGCCUACCACCUCCUCCUACGGUCCUGGGACUUCAGAAAAAACAGGUCUGUAG